UGUGGUAUCCCCACACUUAGUCUCUUCUACACCCUUAUCUUCAACAAGCCUGAACCCUCCUUCUACCAAUCCAUCCAUCUCAGAGAGCAGUUGGUAUCCCCAGCUGGGUCCCUCUCACAAAUAUGGAUGAGAAGGGCUUCAUGAUUGGCAUCACUGCUAGGACCAAGCAUAUAUUUAGUAGGCGUAUGUGGGAGAAGAAGGAGGUCAGGGCAUCACUACGGGAUGGCAAUUGUAACUGGAUAUCGCUCAUAGCUUGUGUGUGUGGCUGUCAUCCUGACAUGAUGUAACAGGGUUACAGUGCUGUAGUGAAGUAGGCUGUCACGUGUCGAGACGAUGGCGCUAACCCUUUGGGAUGCUAGUGUGGUACUAGCAAGAGCGCAUAGAUAAUCGGGCACACAAUGGCCAGAGGACGGUGACAAUUAAUCUUACGAUGCAACCCCCCUAUUGCUACUGAGCUCACUGUCACACAUACCCUUACAUUGGGGGACUUGCACACGCCUAUGCGCGUGCGACAACGUUGUGCAAGAAACACCAUGCUUUUUUGCAAUUGUAGUAUAUACAAGUUUUUAGUCUGGCUUCAAUAUACGAAUCUGCUCAAG
Messenger RNA from Macroventuria anomochaeta, 599 nucleotides. RefSeq lists its product as uncharacterized. The record is from RefSeq and is a predicted model, not a curated record. Bases 123 to 287 code for a protein of 54 amino acids. NCBI's taxonomy places the organism in Eukaryota, Fungi, Ascomycota, Dothideomycetes, Pleosporales, Didymellaceae. The transcript has a single exon.